Messenger RNA from Astrephomene gubernaculifera, 1472 nucleotides. NCBI's taxonomy places the organism in Eukaryota, Viridiplantae, Chlorophyta, Chlorophyceae, Chlamydomonadales, Astrephomenaceae. The record is from the annotation of a GenBank genome assembly.
GUCAGCACUACAAGUAUGCGUAAACGUUUGCUUCUGGGCAGGUUACCAAAGUACAGGAGACUUGUUUUGUAUUCCAUUAGCCUAUCCAUUUCUCUGUUAGUUUCAUAACUUUAUGUUAUUGAAUAGUUUGAAAAGGCACACCUUGAAAGCAACGGAUUAGACUUUCGGUGGUUUCGGAGAAAACAUUCCUGAAAUCGGCCGGGUUCUUCACUAAGGCUGUUGGGUUAUCGUACAGGCGUGCGUCUGUGUGCAGCUUGCGUGUGGAGUGCCAACUCUCUGCUUGCUGCGUUGUGCUUGCGUCUCGCCUUGGUUGCCUACGUCGUUAUAUGACCAGUUGCUGCCUAAUUACAACUAGUUAACGCUAGUCUAUUGAAGCGGGGAGGUACGGCACUCCCGUCACUUUGGAGACCUUUGCGGCGUGGAAGGCCCGCUACGACGCGGAGGUGGCUGCCGCGCGCGCCAAGGCGGCGGAGGCGCUCAAGGAGGACGACAAGGCGCGGCGGCUCAGCGGCAAGGCAUGGUUCCUGCGGCAGGCUGCUGAGGGCGCUGAUGCGGUGGUGGGCGACGACGAGGCGGGUGUGCUCAGCGAGGACGACGAGGAGGACUUUGAUGAUGCGGAGGGCGCUGCUGAGGAGGAGGAGCUGGUGGAGGAGGAGGACGAGGAGGACGACAUCGACUAUGAGGACGAUGACGAUGAGGGAAUGCUGGACGAGCUCUGACAGGGGGGAGAGCCGUGUGUGGGCGGGCGGCCAUGCUGCCGCUGCGGGGCUGGCGGUGGCUGCGGAAGCGGCUGGGCUGCUGCUGGGUGAUUUCUGCUGCUGCUUAGUCGCAGGAUUUGCUGCUCGGAAAUUUGUGUUUGCGAGCGAGCUGGUUUGGUUGCUUGCUCGUGUGGUGCAACUGCAGUAGCGGGUUGUGUAGUGCAUGCGGGAUGGGGAGUGGUAGCGCGGGUUCGUCGGACGGCGGAUAAGUCUGUAGGCGGCGGUCACCAGAUGGGAGGCCUUGUGCUCUGCCUCGAGGGUGCUGGUGGUCCGGCGCAACUCCAGGGAGAGGAGGCGUGCUGUCCACACAUGUGCGCGUGUCAUACCUUCCUGCAAGGAGUCGUCUGGGAGGCGCUGGUAGCUGCUGCUGCGGGAGGUGCGCUGAGUGCCACACUGGGGGCGUGGGCAGUGGAGGGCUGCUGUGUGUGUUCGGUGCAGCAGCAGCAGGUGGGAGAGGUAACGGGUCGGUCCCGCUGCUGGUUGCACGGCAACAGCAUGGAGGCAAUGCAGUGGCGCGCCGCUACCGGUUUGCCUCGUAGGAGCUGUGACAGGCGGCUGGGUGGUGGACUGGUGAGGCAAGCAGGACAGCAGCGGCAGCGGCUCGGCCGUCCACACGUCUUGCACGUGUGCUGGGGGCAGCGAUGGGCUGUGGGACGGUUCCGGUCUGCUGCGGUACCGUUAAGCACGGCUGCCCGGGCCCGUGGAGAGGCGGUA